GAGAGAAUCACUGAACAGCGAGAAACUGAAAAGAAGCGAGGAGAGUGGGCCAAGACAAGGCGGGCCGUCCUGGCUUCGCGAAGCCACCUCCACGCUCUGCUUCCCCAGGCGUGUGGAGCGGCACUCGUGCAUGUUAUUAACCUUCAGACAUGAUAAAUUACGAAGAUUUCUUUUUCCCCCUUUCCAGGGAGAGGGCUCAGAGGAAGGGAAAUAGACCCCUUUCCUCUUGUGGUACCAGGUAGCUGUGUUCCAACGAGGUAGUCUGGAGAUGAACUGGAUGAAGAAACUCCACGGUCUUGGUGGUCCUCUCAUCUCUGCUUUUGCCUGUACAGCCAUACUGGCUCAGUAGAGCGCUCCCCAGGACAGCACCCAGAGAAAACCUUCUGGAAUCGCCAAUCCAGGGCAAUCACAGGAAAUUGAUUAAGGCAAAGCAAAUAUUCUAGUCUUCUCCAAGAUACGAGAAGGAGGGCAAAGAAGAAUCGCCCAGUGAGACAAAAUUCUUCGUAGGAAUUAUAUUUUCCUUGCUCUCACCCAACAUCGCCUAUCUCAAAAAUAAUUUUAAAAAAAGAAAAAAAAAACAGAGCGUGCUGAGUGCAUUCUGGAUUACUCAUAGGACUUUGUUUUGCCCCCCUUCUGAUCGCAAACCCGUGAGCUGGAUUUAUAAUUGCUCAGAGGCAGUCAGACACCUGCAAAGGAGCCCCAGCGCUCCGCGGACGAGCUGCCCCCGCGAGCAGCGGCCUCGUGAUUCCCCCCGCCGAGCGGGUCCCCGCCUCCCCACUCCGCCCCCGCCUCCCCCAAGCCCAGCGGCUGCCUCUCCCGAGCUCUCUCUUCUUCAGGCUCUCCCGUGCCGGAGCAGGGAUCGUGCAAGCAAGGAAGCAGCCCUGGGGUGACACCCUGCACGUACGCCUGUGACAGAGCUGAGCCGAGCCGGGGACGCUUCGCGGAGGAGUCGCGGGAGGGUCCAGCUCCCUGUCCCUGAACCAAGCCUGUUCCUGCGCCCAGUCCGCGGGAGACCCUUGGACAGUAGGGACCCCAAGACCACCGAGCCUAUGGCAUCUUCCAGUCCUUCGCCUGCAACCUCCUCGAACGCGGGAGCGGAUCCUAAUGCUACCAACCUGCGCCCUACAACAUACGAUACUUGGUGUGGCGUAGCCCAUGGAUGCACCAGAAAACUGGGCCUGAAGAUCUGUGGCUUCUUGCAGAGGACCAAUAGCCUGGAGGAGAAGAGUCGUCUUGUGAGCGCCUUCAGGGAGAGGCAGUCCUCCAAGAACCUGCUUUCCUGUGAAAACAGUGACCCGGGUGCCCGCUUCCGGCGCACAGAGACCGACUUCUCCAACCUGUUUGCUCAAGAUCUGCUUCCAGCUAAGAAUGGGGAGGAGCAAACUGUGCAGUUCUUGCUGGAAGUGGUGGACAUACUCCUCAACUAUGUCCGCAAGACGUUUGAUCGCUCCACGAAGGUUUUGGAUUUCCACCACCCACACCAGUUGCUGGAAGGCAUGGAAGGCUUUAAUUUGGAGCUGUCUGACCACCCGGAGUCUCUGGAGCAGAUCCUGGUUGACUGUAGAGACACCCUGAAGUACGGGGUUCGUACAGGUCACCCUCGAUUUUUCAACCAGCUCUCUACUGGUUUGGAUAUCAUUGGCUUAGCUGGUGAAUGGCUGACAUCAACUGCCAAUACCAAUAUGUUCACAUAUGAAAUUGCACCCGUGUUUGUUCUCAUGGAACAGAUUACACUUAAGAAGAUGAGAGAAAUCAUUGGAUGGUCAAAUAAAGAUGGUGAUGGGAUAUUUUCUCCUGGGGGAGCCAUAUCCAACAUGUACAGCAUCAUGGCGGCCCGGUACAAGUACUUCCCUGAAGUGAAGACAAAAGGCAUGGCGGCUGUGCCCAAACUGGUCCUCUUCACCUCAGAACACAGUCACUAUUCCAUAAAGAAAGCUGGGGCUGCUCUUGGCUUUGGAACCGACAAUGUGAUUUUGAUAAAGUGCAAUGAAAGGGGGAAGAUAAUUCCGGCUGAUUUAGAGGGAAAAAUUCUUGAUGCCAAACAAAAGGGCUAUGUUCCCCUUUAUGUCAAUGCAACCGCAGGCACGACUGUUUACGGAGCAUUUGAUCCAAUACAGGAGAUUGCGGACAUAUGUGAGAAAUACAACCUUUGGCUGCAUGUGGAUGCUGCCUGGGGUGGUGGGCUGCUCAUGUCCCGGAAGCACCGCCAUAAACUCAGCGGCAUAGAAAGGGCCAACUCAGUCACCUGGAACCCUCACAAGAUGAUGGGUGUGCUGCUCCAGUGCUCUGCCAUUCUGGUCAAGGAAAAGGGAAUACUCCAAGGAUGCAACCAGAUGUGUGCAGGCUACCUCUUCCAGCCAGACAAGCAGUAUGAUGUCUCCUAUGAUACCGGGGACAAGGCGAUUCAGUGUGGCCGCCAUGUGGACAUCUUUAAGUUCUGGCUGAUGUGGAAAGCAAAGGGCACUGUGGGAUUUGAAAACCAGAUCAACAAAUGCCUGGAGCUGGCUGAAUACCUCUAUGCCAAGAUUAAAAACAGAGAAGAGUUUGAGAUGGUUUUCGAUGGUGAGCCUGAGCACACAAAUGUCUGUUUCUGGUACAUUCCUCAAAGCCUCCGAGGGGUCCCAGAUAGCCCUGAGCGACGAGAAAAACUACACAGGGUGGCUCCCAAGAUCAAAGCUCUGAUGAUGGAGUCAGGAACAACCAUGGUGGGCUACCAGCCUCAAGGGGACAAGGCCAACUUCUUCCGGAUGGUCAUCUCCAACCCAGCUGCCACCCAGUCUGACAUCGAUUUCCUCAUUGAGGAAAUAGAGAGGUUGGGCCAGGAUCUGUAAUCCCCCUUUGCAGAACCAGAAUCACUGGCCACCCCCUUGCCCCUCUGGCACCCUAGAACACAGCUCUGUCAGUAGCUGACACACCUAGCCAUUUCAUGGAAGGAAAUUAUAAUCUCUUAAAGAUUAUUUGUCACAUCUCACGUAAGCUUGUUUGUUAGAGUUAGCGGGAAAUAAUGUUCUUUUAAAAAAAUAUUGCACAUUAGAAACACAGUAUAUAUGUACAGUUAUACAUACCUCUCUCUAUGUACAUGUAUGUAUAGUGAGUGUGGCUUAGUCUUAGACCACAGCAUGUCACUCGACCCCAGGGAAUGAGCCUCACCCCCAGCAAUUACUAAGAGGCUAACCAUCUCUCAAGCAACUGCAGGGCAGAUGGUACCCACCACUGCAGUGUCCUAGGGACCCAGGGAAAGGCUGUUGGUGGGAGCCUACCUCCAUGCUAGAGCUGUUCCCACAUGAAGGGAUGAUGGAUGACAGAAAGUACCAGUAGAUGACAAAUGUCACACCCUCCCUGUUAGAACCCUGCUAGGGGACAUAGUAGCAGAGUCUUUGUCACAAUUGUGCUGUUGCUGCGUUUUAGAGAUUAAUCUGUGUAAACUGUGUAUAUUACCAUUGUCUAUCUUUGGGCAGGGGGAAGUGCAUAUAAUGACUUAAUUGUACAUCAGUGAGAUAUUUGCUUAUUUAUAUUCAAAUAUAUACCAUGUUAAAGAGACAUCUUGUAUUUUCUUCCCAUUUGUAAUGUAUCUUAUUUAUAUAUUAAUGGAGUAAGUUCUGGAUACUGUUUAUGGUAUUUUCGUGCAUUUGUGAGCCAAAGAGAAAAGAUGAAAAUUAGUGAGAUUUGCAUUUAUAUUAGAGUGCCCUUAACAUAAUGAUUUGAACAUAUGUGUACUGUCUGGAAAAGAGUUCUGGUACUGUACAUAGAGUCAUGUUGUGGAAAUCUUGCUUCAGUAGCCUUCGCUCUUCUCUUUCCCCCCUCAGGCUGUAUGUCAGGUGUUCUCAAAGCUUUUCUAGUAACUGUUGAAUAAUAAUAACUAGAUCUCCUGUAAUUUUGUAGUAGUAUAUGACCAAUCUCUGUGACUCGCUUAGCUGAAACCUAAGGCAACAUUUCCGAAGAUCUCCGAUACACUGACCAGUCCCACAAGUGUUUUUGAAGACAUGAAACCCACACUGUGCAUUUAGAGUAUGCAAGAAGAAUAUAAAUAAAAUAAAAAAUAUUCUCCAUGAA
Messenger RNA from Mastomys coucha (southern multimammate mouse), 4053 nucleotides. It is a transcript of the gene Gad1, whose product is annotated as glutamate decarboxylase 1. The transcript is spliced from 17 exons. Gene Ontology annotation, biological process: GABA biosynthetic process. The record is from RefSeq and is a predicted model, not a curated record. Gene Ontology annotation, cellular component: cytoplasm; presynaptic active zone. NCBI's taxonomy places the organism in Eukaryota, Metazoa, Chordata, Mammalia, Rodentia, Muridae. The coding region runs from base 1050 to 2831 and encodes 593 amino acids. Gene Ontology annotation, molecular function: glutamate decarboxylase activity; pyridoxal phosphate binding.